This is a messenger RNA of Siniperca chuatsi (mandarin fish), 2157 nucleotides long. RefSeq lists its product as uncharacterized. The record is from RefSeq and is a predicted model, not a curated record. NCBI's taxonomy places the organism in Eukaryota, Metazoa, Chordata, Actinopteri, Centrarchiformes, Sinipercidae. The transcript has 5 exons. Gene Ontology annotation, cellular component: membrane. Bases 73 to 927 code for a protein of 284 amino acids. Gene Ontology annotation, biological process: regulation of cell differentiation.
GUGCUUUUCACCCAUCCUGUCCUCAAACAUUUCUCUCUGAGCCUGUGAGACUGGGAUACAUCGACCGUUAACAUGAACGUCUCGGGGAUCCACCAUGGGAUGCUCAGGAUGUAUGGUGGAUUUAUUUUCAAACAGUGGAAGAAGAGGUUUCUGUUCCUAACAGCUGAGGGCAGUCUCCUUGUGUGCCAUGAUGCAUCAUCUCCCCCUGACCAGCUUGUACUAUUGCAGAGCAGUUGUGAGGCAAUUGUGGAAGGCAAGGAGAUACUAGAUCUGCCUAAGUUACCCUCUGGUGGAUGCAGGGAUUGCUGCUUUGCUCUGAUCCUCCCUCAGAAUAAAUACCUGCUGCUGCUGGCUGAAACUCCUGCAGACUGCAGUCAAUGGCUGAAUAUGCUGAGAAAAGUGAAAAAGAGUCUCUCAUCACCUCUCAAUCCUUGUAAGCGACAUUAUGUGCCACCACCACGCAUUACUCUCCAAGAUCUGGUGCCUGAGCAAAUCCUGGACAAAGAUCCACCAACUCCACCAGUCAGCGACACAGAGGCAUCCUCCCCCGGACCCAUGACCUGUGCUUCCCCAAGGGAGAAAGGCAGGAAUUCUCCACGUUCAAAGUAUUACAAAGGAGGUGCACAUUCAGUAGGGUGUCUGCGUCAUGGCACUAUCAGUAAUGCCCAAGCAGUGAGGGCGGUUUAUCUGCUGAUGGGAGGGGCUGCUGCUUCCUCUGCAAUGGGUUACCUCGGUGCAUGCUCGCUCUCUAAUCUGGAAGCCAAAGCUCCUGACCUGCCACUUGACACAGAUUUCUCUGGCAUGGGACCAGCAGGAGCGUACCACACCGGUGGCCCCGCACUCGACUCCCCUCACUUUAACAGCUUUGACUUUGAAGUGGCAGACUCUGAUUUUGAUGCUUUUGAUUGUGGUGGAUUUACUUUUUAAUUAUGUGCUGCUUGGAAGCUAUGAUCAGCUUUAAUGAUGCUGAAAACUUACUUCAUUUUCAUCAUGAUUUGUCAAAAUAACAGAAUUAUAUGAAGGCCUCCAAAUCAAGAUGCUUUUUGAGGAAAAAAAGUUGUUCAGUCAAUUCAGUCAAUACUUCAAAUCUGCAAUAAUUGAUUCUUUGGCCCUGGGAGGCAGCGGAACACAACAUUGACAUAUAUCCUCACCUUUUAAGCUGACAUAGCAAGCUUGGGUCGCGCUUUAUUUUACUGUACACUAAUAAGACGUAAUAAGCCGUACUUUGUAUUAAAUUAGACAGAAACUAGAAAUAAUAUGUUCUUUAUUAACAGUAAACAAACACAGUUAUACCCUAAUUAGACACCAUACACCUAAAUUAUGCUGUAAUUAGAAACCGCAUAUAAUGUUGUAUUAGACCCAAAAGAUACUAAACUUAGACACUAUUGUACCAAAAUAUACUAUAAUUAAAAACCAAAUAGACAACGCAUCCCCCUGCAUUGUUUUAAUGCAGGGCUGUUUUUGGUCUGAAUCCCUGCUAAGGGUGUGACAUAUUCAAUACUUGAGAACAUUUCUUUUAAAUUACAUAUUAAUAUUUUGUAACAUUUGAUUACAUUUGACGCUACAGUGUGACCACCAGUAUAACUUUUUAGUAACAAGGCAAAGUAAAAAGUUGAAUUCUUUAGUAUAUACUGUAACACCUAUGUUGUGAUAUGGACACUGUGAUAAUUAUGUGCUUAUUGCCCACCCCUUGUAUGUGCAUUAUCAACACUAUCAGUGAUUGUGAAUGUGAUAAGAAUUUGUGAGAAUGCAUAAUAUGCUAUGUGUUUUAAACUGACACAAGUCAUGAAUGGAACAUAUAUGUUAACUAUGCCAUGGGUACUGUAUAUAGAGAUUUGCAACAUGACACACUUGUGUACCAUUUCUACAUAAUGUUGUAGGAGCAUUAUGCUUAUUUUAUAACCUUGAAUGGAUUAAAAUAGAUCUGCAUCAGAUUUUUCAUUUAGUUACAGUUACGACCUUUGACUGUGGAGAAAUUAGCUUGCUAUAGCACUCUGCAUCAUCUCAGCAUCAUCAACUUGUGUGCAUGUACUGUGUUUCUUUCAAAUAUCCAGCUGAUACUGAUCUUUAUACCUAUGUUAGGUUAAAAGCAAAUGUAUUUUAUGUCUAUUUGAGCCCAUUUAACUAAAUAAUAAUAAUAAAACUGAAGUGAAAAUC